UGCUUAAAACACUGGGUACAACUCAAUUCAAAACCCACAACACAAAACCCUAAAAACAGUGAAUGCCCCCUCAAUCUUGAUGCUAAAUCCCACACUUUCAAGAAUGAAAUCUCUCCUCUCUCCAUCUCUCUCCACUCUCUCCCCCAUUCUCUCCAACCCCAGAUCAUCUUUUCCCCCAAUUUCCCUCCCUUUGAUGCUCAAUUUCCCCAGUUUUUCCGCUCCCUUGAGCCCUAGCUUUUUACAUGAAAAGCCCUUGUUUUGCCAUAAUUCAAGCUCAAGUAAUGGUUUUUCUUUGAAUAAAGAGGGUUUUAAGGGACCCUCUGGGGAGAUUCAUGUGAUUCUGGGGCCUAUGUUUGCUGGGAAGACUACUACUCUGCUGCGUCGAGUCCGGGCUGAGAGUCUUGAUGGAAGACGAGUAGCAAUAAUAAAAUCAGACAAAGAUACAAGAUACGGCCUGGAGUCCAUAGUGACACACGACGGGGAGAAGUUUCCAUGCUGGCCAUUAUCACAUCUAUCUUCAUUCAAACAGAGGAUUGGCCCAGAUGUUUAUGACAAGCUAGAGGUGAUUGGAAUUGAUGAAGCUCAGUUUUUUGGAGACCUUUAUGAUUUUUGCAGUGAAGUUGCUGACUAUGAUGGGAAGACUGUGAUAGUUGCUGGCCUAGAUGGUGACUAUCUCAGGAGGAGAUUUGGUUCUUUACUUGAUAUAAUUCCUAUUGCCGACUCUGUGACCAAGUUAAAUGCGCGGUGUGAGCUUUGCGAUAAACGUGCUUUAUUCACAUUAAGAAAGACAGGGGAAACGAAAACAGAGCUUAUUGCUGGUGCUGAUGUGUACAUGCCCGUAUGUAGAAAACAUUAUGUGAGCGGACAGGUAGUAAAAGAGACAACACGGACCAUCUUGGAAAAGCAGAAGGAUCAGUGUGGCUCGCUAUUAUCAUAGCCCUUCUAUCUUCCCCAAGUCAUUCAGGUUUGCAGUCACCGUACUGCCUCUUUGCUGGUUUGGAAGUUCAGUUUUAGGAAACACCGUCGAGUUUGUAUAUAAUGAUUAUUGUUAUUUAUGUUGGUUUCGAUUACAAAAUAUUUAUAGUGUCGUGACUCAGAACAUGGUUUUGUAAAAGUGUCAAAACUAAUUAUGAGAUAUUUAUAGUGUCAGGAGUCAGGAGUCAUGAAAGGGUUUUGUAAAAGUGUCGAAAAGGUUGUGAGAUUAUCUAUUGUAGUAGCCACUAGCCACUCCUGAAAAUGGAGAAUUUGUUGAA
This is a messenger RNA of Daucus carota subsp. sativus, 1253 nucleotides long. Its product is annotated as thymidine kinase a. Gene Ontology annotation, molecular function: thymidine kinase activity; ATP binding. The record is from RefSeq and is a predicted model, not a curated record. The transcript is spliced from 4 exons. Gene Ontology annotation, biological process: thymidine metabolic process. The coding region runs from base 80 to 937 and encodes 285 amino acids. Lineage: Eukaryota; Viridiplantae; Streptophyta; Magnoliopsida; Apiales; Apiaceae.